AUGAAGAAGACAAUCUUUGUGAUUGCGGAACGGUUCUGUGUGAGCCAUAAGAAGAGUUCAGGGGUGAACAAGAAACCAAGAGAAGAAGGGUUCUACGUGAACAAAAGGAAGAAGAUGAUCUGUGUGAUCAAGCGUGCUCUGUGUGUCGUAGGCGUGAGAAAGGAGGACCAGAUCUUUGUGAUCAAAAAGAUCGAAAACCUUAGUGGUGCUAACCUGUGUGGUUCAGCGAUUCGAGUCGAGAAAGACAUGUGUGGUGCGGUUGCGGAGAAGACAACUGUUCGAGAGAAGCGUGUGACCUGCGUUGGGGCUGUAUUAGUUGUUCUAAUGGGCCUAUCAUAUUUGAUGUGGGAUUCUACGCAUCUGUUUAAGCUUUAUGAUAAGAACCAAACCGUUCCAGCUCAGGAUGAUGUAUGUGAUGAUACCAGAGACUUUGGUGGUGUUGAGUUCAGCAAAGUAGAUACACACUUGCUUCCGACUGUACUUCUCAUUGGCCGCCCCAAUGUGGGCAAAUCCGCAUUGUUUAAUCCUUUGAUUAGAAGAAGAGAGGAUCUUGUGUACAACACUCCUAACGAUCAUGUGACUAGAGACAUACGAGAAGGGAUUGCGAAAUUGGGUUAUUUGCGAUUUAAGGUGUUGGAUUCAGCCGGGUUAGAGGCCGAGGCUUCGUCUGGUUACGUUCUUGGCCGGACUGCAGAAAUGACCGCAAGUGUGUUGAGAAAGUGUAAAUCCGCACUAUUUCUUAUUGAUGCAAGAGACGGGUUGCAGCCCAUGGAUUUGGAUGUUGGAAAGUGGCUAAGAAAGCAUGCUCCGGGAAUGAAGAUUGUUACGAUAAUGAAUACAGCUGAAUCACUUGAUGAUGGUUUUGGGUCUGCUUGUGAAGCCACGCGUACAUUGGGAUUUGGAGAUCCUGUUGCUCUCUCUGCAGAAACUGGUUUAGGGAUGAAUGAUUUAUAUCGAGUUCUCAGGCCAUUGCUUGAACAACAACAAAUGCUUCUUCAAACUGUACAAGUUUGCAACUCAGAUGAAACUAAUGAAGAGGAGUCAAAGCUACCACUGAAGUUAGCAUUUGUGGGCCGGCCUAAUGUUGGCAACUCAACCUUGUUGAAUGCAAUUCUGCAGGAAGAGCCUGUUUUGUGA
Molecule: messenger RNA, 1137 nt
Organism: Helianthus annuus (common sunflower)
Lineage: Eukaryota; Viridiplantae; Streptophyta; Magnoliopsida; Asterales; Asteraceae
Product: GTPase Der-like
Exons: 6
Coding region: 1-1137 (378 amino acids)
Molecular function (GO): GTP binding
Source: RefSeq, a predicted model, not a curated record